AUGUCAUCUUUGACUGGAAGAGGAGACAGAUUUACAGCCUCGGUCAGAGGAACACUGAAGAACUCAGAAGUGCACCAUCACGGUGACUCCGCCGUCUUUCCAUCAACUCUCACCGGGAAGGACUGCCAACCUAAAGAGCGCCCCGCGCCCGAGGGUGCCGGAGGUGUCCAAGGCGACCCGUAUCGGAAUAUGUGGCCGAGAGGCGAAGCCGUGCCGUCAUACAGGACCUUGACAGGGAGCAUCAGGAGUUCCCUGUCCUCUGGAAACGGGACUUUGAGCAGAGGCAGCAUGUCGAGGAACCCCGGCUUUGGGAGGUCUGACAGGAAAGUUGCGUGUUGUGAGAAGUGCUCAGCGACCCUUGUUGCUCUGAAGAAACAGGCUCUGAGUCUGGCGGUGCACCAUCACUUCUCCUACAAGGACUCUGGUGACCUGUCUAUGUUCCUUCAUGACAACCUUCGUGUCCAUAGUCGCUCCACCAAUGAAUCCAGAGAGCGAGAGAGGGAGCUGGGUGAGUGUGGGUCCUGUGGGGUGACCCUGAACCAUCUCAAACAGGAGGCUGUCCUCUUAGCUGUGGGCAGGGGUCAGUCAAUAGCGAAGCCAUCCUUUGAACCCAGCUUUAGCAUCGGUUCACUGCUGGGACAGAGUGAGACAAAGCAUGGAGACCGAGCUCGACGCGAGACAGCCAAUCAGUCACGCAGUCUCACCCAGAGCCCUCACAGCCCACGAAGUCCAAGAACACCUCAGAGAACCCCUCAAAGGACCCCCCAGAGGACCCCUCAGAGUACCCCUCAAACCCUCAGACGUAGGGGGCCAAAACCGGUGAAUGUGGACAUGGACCGCUGGGUGGAGGAGCAGCAGCAGCUGGUGGCGUCUAAAUCUGUGUCCAACACUGAUGGUGUCAGCAUGCAUCCUUACCGUCAGGCUGCAGAUGAUGCUACGCUGGCCUGUGGUGACAUUGGGACUGUGCAGACAAACUCAAAGAUCCCUCACAUAUCCAGAGUGGUGAACAUUGCCAACACGGCUGCAAUGUCUCUUUUAGCCAGGGCAGCCGAGAAGCUCAACCUGACACUGAGGAAAAAAGGCCAGGCUUCUGAUCCAGCUCCCGCUCAUUUCCCCACAUGCUUCAGGGAGAUGAUCCAGAAAAACCCACCGCCUGUACCCUCCUGCCUGCUCCAAGCUGCCACAAGGACCAAAGACUCGCCGAAUCUUGGCAAGGUCAAAGUCGUGCUGAGGGUGAACCCAGCUCUGUUCACGGGCCAAAGUCAACCACCUGUUCUCCGUGUUGAAUCGUCCAAGAACAGAGUCACUAUAGUGGAGCCAAUCAGCAGAGGCAAAACACACUCUACAAUGACUCUGGACAGGGAGGGAAAACAUCUUGUGAAGACCUUCAACUUUGAUGCUGCUUAUCCUCAGGAGUCGAGCCAGGCUGAGGUGUGUGCAGGCGUCUUGGCUGACGUCAUCCGCUGUGUGCUCAGCGGCAGCGAUGGAUGCGUUCUGGGUUUGGGAUGUGCUGAUGUGGGCUCCUGGUCCAGCAUGGUGGGGAGCAGUGAGAGCAUCCAGAAGCUCGGGCUGAUUCCCUUUGCCAUCUCCUGGCUGUACAGUGCCAUCGAGCGAAAGAGGGAGAAAACCUGGACCGAGCUGACGGUGUCGGUGUCUGCUAUAGAGCUCUGCUGUGGAGAGGAGGACACUCUGAGGGAUCUGUUAGGAGAGGUGGUCCCCUCAUCAGGCAGCAUCCACGACAGUCCAAAGGCUCACAUAAGACUCCUGGAGGACCCCGUCUAUGGAAUACAGCUACGUAACCACAACCGAGUGAAAGCUCCAACUGCCGAGCGAGCUGCUUCCCUCCUCGACGCGGCCAUCGCAGCCCGUCGUCACAAUGACUUCAUCACAUAUCUGUCCCACAGCUCCAUCAUGUUUUUCACCCUCUACAUCCAACCCCCUCGCACAGAGAGCAGCACCAUCGGCAAAGGUGCACGUGGGCCCACGAAGCUGACCAUGAUAGAUGUAUGUAGCGGUAUGAGGGGGAUGAGACAAAAUAAGCCUCCUUUUUCUGAACUGGGACCAGUGGUCUUGGCUCUACUGAGUGGACAGAAAACCAUCCCCAACAAGGGGAGUAAGCUGACCAUGCUCCUUCAAGAGUCCUUGGGUCAUGUAAAUUGCCAUACCACAGUGGUUGCUCAGGUUGCUGAUUCUUUGGCACAUCUUCAGGAGACGUUAUCCACCAUCCAGAUGGCUUCUCGCAUGCGAAAGACACAGAAAAGGACAAAGUCCACUUCAUGCUCUCCCUGUGGAAGGAGUCUGACAAGAGAAAAAAGAGGUCCUACCACUUUCUCCCUGCGAGCCUUUCACUCUACCGAGGAGGUAGAUGUUGACGUCCCUCGUUUCCGCCUGCGUGGAGAAGUGGGCGAUCACUCCAGUAGUGACCAGUCCUGUGACACCGUCAUCCAACUGGACUCAUAUGGCUUGGUCCAGUCCAAAGCAACCCCAAGACUGACACAACCUGAGUUUGUUCCUAUUAUACCUUCUUUGCAUCCAAACAAAGCUGACAUGGAGGAUCCAGAGUUUACCGCUCUGCUCCAAGAGCUUUUAAAAAUACCUCAGCUGCAGGGAGCAAAGAAGAAAGAGGAGACAGUUCAAGGGAGUAUGGACGUGCUGAAAGGAGAUUUGAAGCAACCAGGGAGGGACUGUCUGAAAUGUGACACAUUUGCUGAGCUUCAAGAGCGUUUGGGCUGUAUUGAUGGAAGUGAUAUGGAUGUGUUAAAAUCUUCCUCAAAAGGCCCUCCAGUUAAUGACAUAGCAAGCAAAUCACAACCCUCCAAUGAAGCAGGGAAGCAGGCAGAUGCUGCAUCCUCAGAUGCACCACAGAAACAUCUGGAUCAGCCUUUAGGCUGCAGCAAAACUUCAGCCGGAGAGCAGCAGACAGACGGAGCCUUACCUGGAGACAGUUUUCAGAGGGAAGAUUCAGGCCUGUAUGACUGUGAGGAGUGCAGUGGAACCAGUUCCAGCGAGGAACUCCUGAACCAAACUCGGUCUGAGCUGCACAAAAGUGGAGCGCCUAAAUCUGAGGAUGUGAAUACUCAGAGUACAGCUGCCAAAAAUUCUCCUGCACAUCAGCCAUCAAACAAACAGGAGAGUCCUGAAGCUGCCGAAUGGUUCAAACCGGACAAAAGAUCCUCACCAAUCGGCAAAAGCUCCCCCAUAUCUCCUUCUUCUACCUGCUCCUCUUCUCACUCCAAUGUCAUACUAGGAGAUGUCUUACCAAAUCGCUCCACCGAGGAUGUUAAGGAAAUGAAAGCCACUAUCACAGUAACAGUUCAACAGCCACUGGACCUCAAAGGUCAAGAUGAGCUUGUCUUUUCGAUGGUGGAGGAAGUCACCAUUAGUGGGGCACUGGACAGAGGGAGAACAGGGGGGAACAUCAUUUGUAUCAGGGACAGUGCGCAGGCACAGGUUCAAGGGUCUGCUAGCUCACAGCCAAUCAGGAUCAUCAGCAAUGUCACUGAAGAAUCGGCAGCUGGAAGUUCCUCGGUUGCAAACAACGGCCCUCCGGCUCAGUCUGGUGCAAAGCCUGAACAAGACUUCAGGAGAGAAAUGAGGUUCCUGCCUUCUUUUAUAAACCCCAUGCUGAUAGAUACAGACAUGAAUUGUGAGCUGGACUGUGCAAAAGAAAAAGACUCUUUUCCAGAAGUCAGGUCAUCAUCAGAUUUUAGAGGUAAUAAUAUGAAGUGUCAAGAGCAUAGUAAGGCUGUAAAGCAGAGGACUGGUGCUGUUGAUUCUGAGACACAUGCCAAAAAGCCUGAAAAAGUGCAUGGAUCACGUUUUAGUCGAAGCUCUGAUGACCUAUUGGGGUUGGAAGACUCAGCAUUCUGCAAUGAAGCUGCAGAAAACAAAAUGCAUGGAAAGAGAACCAGGAAUACAGACAAGAGUCACUCAAGAGACAAGGAGCAUGUUUACUCUAAUAGCUCCCCAAGGGGAUCUGAAGGCGGCGAUGUCAGCUCCAGACGUGUUGGAAAUGGCCCCAAGGGAGACGCUGUUGCACCUGGUAGCCUGGAAACUGUCCCUGCUUACUUUAAAACAGGUAGUCUGCCUAGAGGCUGGCAAAAUGCCAAUCUCAAGGACGGCUACCAUGAUGCGCUCAUGAUGGAGUAUCACAGAGACCCAAGGGGGGUGACUUCAUCCACUUCAUCCAAUCCUUGCAGCCCUGGGGUGACUCUAGAGAGGAGGCAAGGCAGACAGCACUCCCCAAUGAGCCACCAUUCCUCCUCUCCUCGGAGAUAUGGAGCAGAGUAUAAACAGCAUGCUCCUAAAAAGGGUGUUGAACCUUUGUUUGAGAUGUCUAGUGUCAGAAUAAAACAUGAAAACCUGAGGCUUAUGUCACCAAUAGAGGAUGGUGAUAGGCUUUUCAAACUGGAGCAUUUGGGUAGCAGGUCUAGUUCACUCGGUAGAUCCUCAAGAGACUUUCCAAACCUUGACAGAGGAAGUAGCAAUAACUCUCUGAGCUCUAAAGGCAGCUCUAAAGGAAGCAUUGAAGGAGCUUGUAAGCGAGGUUAUAAAGGAGUUAAUGACGACGAUGGGUCAUUACCCAGGGCUGGCAGGAGCACAAGGAAGAACCCUCGAUCUGAGCAGUCUCAUCAUUCUGAAACCCAUUCUGCUCGGUAUAUCCACUCCAAGCUUUCUGCUGUAGGGAAGCUUAAGAUGGCAAGCCCUAAAGUCCGUCGACUGUCUGCUCCAAGCAUCAAGAACCUCAGUUUACCCCAUAAAAGCCUGCGGCAGUCUGUGAACCGCAGUGCCAGCCUGUCUCCAGACAGUAAAACUGUCAGCUUUGAGCAGACAUCCUGCUUUCUCUCCUCUUCCCCUCCUCACUCCUACCGCUCAAUCAGUCGCACUCCAAGCCAGAGCUCCACAUGCUCCUCCACGAAAUCCGCUAUCCAGGGGUUUGUCAGCGGACGCAUCACAGACCUCUUCAAGGAGAGAUCUUCCAGCCCCACUUUAAGCGGAUUAGACCUAAUGGCCCCGCUUCCUUCACCAUACAGCCGAGUGACAGCUCCCCGCACGCCCGAUCACCUCAGCGGGCAUGCCAGUGACACCACCAGUGUGUUAAGUGGAGAUUUGCCCCCAGCUAUGGGGAAAACAUCCCUGCAUUUCUCCAACAGGAACAGUACGGUGAGCAGUGGGUACGAUAGCAUGAUGAGGGACAGUGAAGCCACAGGCAGCAGCACGUCAACCAGAGACUCUGUCAGCGACCGCAGCGGCUCUCUGCUCAGUGUAGCUCGCAGCAGUCGAUCGUCCCGGAGGAGGGGGAACACAGGUUCUCACCAUCGUCGUCUUUCCCAUGAUACACCGCUGUCCGUGAGACGCUCGUCUAGUGGACUGAGGUCUCGCUGGGUGGACCGGGGAAUCCCGGAGGCCUACGAGAUCAAGGUCUAUGAGAUCGACAAUAUACAAGGGAUGCAAAAAAGAGCAGGUGCUGACAAACAGGAGUCGGCCUGCUUCAGUGCCAAACUGAAGUUUUUGGAGCACCGACAGCCGAGGAUCUCAGAGGUCAGAGCCAAAUACGACGAGCUGAGGAGAGAGCUAGAACAGGCAAAACAAAACCUCAUGCUGGAGCCCGACAAGUGGGACCAAGAGGUUUCACCUUGCUGUCCCUCCCCAGUUGACCUGUGGCAGACCUUCGAGGUGGACUCCCUGGAGCAUCUGGAGGCCCUUGAAGCAGUGACAGCUCAGCUGGAAAAGAGGCUCAACAUCUGCAAAGCCAAUGUUAUGAUGGUCACCUGCUUCGAUGCUUCUGGCACGAAGAGACGGCGUGAGAGGAGACGACAAAAAACACCAGAGAAGAAAGCCUUAAAGGGAAUAUGA
This is a messenger RNA of Cheilinus undulatus (humphead wrasse), 5856 nucleotides long. It is a transcript of the gene kif26bb, whose product is annotated as kinesin family member 26Bb. The record is from RefSeq and is a predicted model, not a curated record. NCBI's taxonomy places the organism in Eukaryota, Metazoa, Chordata, Actinopteri, Labriformes, Labridae. Gene Ontology annotation, biological process: microtubule-based movement. The coding region runs from base 1 to 5856 and encodes 1951 amino acids. The transcript has 15 exons. Gene Ontology annotation, molecular function: ATP binding; microtubule motor activity; microtubule binding.